ACUCUAUUACCAAAGCCAACCGGUUCAGAACAGCAUCUACUAAGAAGUGAAAGUUAAAUCAGAAACGGGCGAAGCCGUGGUGUAGCAUUGAAGAAUUUAUUGUUUUGCCUGUGAUUCACAGUAGCUUGUAAGUGAACUAAAAUGGUCAAUCUAUCCGCUUUACUUAGGCUCCCUGCAGCGAUGGGGAGUCCCAAGUUGAAGACAGUCCCAAAGGCGAUCUACAACCACCUUCGAGGAUUCCCAGUCGUCAACGGCGAAAUCACACAGCUCUCGUCAAAAGUUCGAGACUUUGUAGAACAAUCGGCUGCCCUCUGCCAACCGGAAAAAAUUCACAUCGUCGACGGUAGCGAAGACGAAAGCAGAACCCUGUUGAAAAUACUUCACAACCAAGGAACGAUUCAACCCCUACCAAAGUACGACAACUGUUGGCUAGCUCGAACCAAUCCAGCGGACGUAGCUCGGGUGGAAUCCAAGACGUUCAUCUGCACCGAGAAACGGGAAGAAGCGAUUCCCACCCCGAAAGAAGGUGUCAAAGGAGCCCUUGGAAACUGGAUCUCUCCCGAAGACUACAACGCAGCAAUUCAGGCACGCUUCCCUGGAUGCAUGAAGGGUCGCACCAUGUACGUCGUUCCUUUCUCCAUGGGACCGAUCGCUUCCCCCUUGGCCAAAACUGGAAUCGAAAUCACCGAUUCGGCCUAUGUCGUGAACUCAAUGCGCAUCAUGACCCGGAUGGGAGAAGAUGUACUGGACAAACUGUCCGAUAACUCGGACUUUGUCAAAUGUUUGCACUCGGUUGGAACCCCAGCCAAUGGUAAAAUCUCUAUGCCUUCCUGGCCUUGUGACCCAGAACGGACCAUCAUUCUGCACAAGCCGGACAACAACGAAAUCGUAUCCUACGGAUCCGGCUACGGUGGCAACUCGCUGCUCGGCAAAAAGUGCCUCGCUCUUCGCAUCGGUAGCACCAUCGCACGACGUGAAGGUUGGCUCGCCGAACACAUGCUCAUCUUGGGCAUUACCAAUCCCAAUGGUGAUAAGAAAUAUAUUGCUGCCGCCUUCCCGUCCGCCUGUGGCAAAACCAAUCUAGCCAUGAUGAACCCUACGCUACCGGGAUACAAAGUCGAAUGUGUCGGUGAUGACAUCGCUUGGAUGAAAUUCGACUCCAAAGGUCAACUGCGUGCCAUCAAUCCGGAGAAUGGAUUCUUCGGUGUUGCUCCGGGAACCUCGUCCGCCACCAACCCGAACGCCAUGAACACCAUCUACAAAAACACCAUCUACACCAAUGUCGCCUCCACAUCGGACGGAGGAGUCUUCUGGGAAGGAAUGGAGGAAGAACUAGCUCCUGGAGUCGAGAUUACCGAUUGGCUCGGUCAAUCAUGGAAGAAGGGCGAAUCGAAAUCUCCAGCUGCCCAUCCAAACUCCCGGUUCUGCGCCCCGGCUAGUCAAUGUCCAAUCAUUGACCCCGCAUGGGAAGACAACGAAGGCGUACCAAUCUCAGCCAUUCUCUUCGGAGGUCGACGACCUGCAGGUGUCCCCCUGGUCUUCGAAGCCAACUCUUGGUCGCAUGGAGUCUUUAUCGGUUCGGCGAUGCGCAGUGAAUCAACCGCUGCAGCUGAACACAAGGGCAAGGUCAUCAUGAACGACCCGUUUGCGAUGCGACCAUUCUUCGGAUACAACUUUGGCGACUACCUGAAGCACUGGCUCAGCAUGGAACAACGGGCGGCCGAAGUUGGUGGCAACAUGCCCAAAAUCUUCCACGUCAACUGGUUCCGCAAGAAUGACCAGGGCAAGUUCCUGUGGCCCGGAUUUGGCGAAAACAGCCGAGUGUUGGAUUGGGUUCUGCGGCGAAUCGACGGUGAGGAAUGCUACCAACAGACACCGAUUGGUCGCCUCCCAACGCCCGGAUCAAUCAACAUGGACGGCUUGGGCCAACGAAUUGAUGAAAAGGAACUGUUUUCGAUUCCAAAGCCGUUCUGGCAGAAGGAAGUCGAAGAAAUCAAGCAAUACUACGAUAAUCAACUGCCUCACGAUCUGCCCCAGGAGAUCGGUAAGGAGUGGCAAGAACUGAAGGGCCGCGUGGAAGACAUGUAAUGACUGUGUAGAUUUAGCUCUUUAGUUUAGGAACGAUAAUUUAUAACCACAAACAGUGUAAAUUUUGUAAGUAUUAACGUGUACACGAGUAGUGUAAAUAAAAUAAGAACUUUUU
Messenger RNA from Ochlerotatus camptorhynchus, 2203 nucleotides. Its product is annotated as phosphoenolpyruvate carboxykinase [GTP]-like. Gene Ontology annotation, cellular component: cytosol. The transcript is spliced from 2 exons. The coding region runs from base 142 to 2088 and encodes 648 amino acids. Gene Ontology annotation, biological process: response to lipid; cellular response to glucose stimulus; response to starvation. NCBI's taxonomy places the organism in Eukaryota, Metazoa, Arthropoda, Insecta, Diptera, Culicidae. The record is from RefSeq and is a predicted model, not a curated record. Gene Ontology annotation, molecular function: manganese ion binding; phosphoenolpyruvate carboxykinase (GTP) activity; GTP binding.